UGUGUAGCUCCCUCUCUAUCACCCUUUCCUCCCUGACAUUCCAGUGCAGUUGAGGGAUUGAGUGCCUGGAUACAGACACAGGAGGGACCGUGAAAGGAGAGAGAGAGAGGGAAUUCUCCCUGGGCUGGUCUGCAGUUUGGAAAGCUUUUGGAAUUGUUCCAUCUCGUAGUGCUCUGAGUGCACUCUCAUUCUACUUGUCUUUUGUCAGCACUGCUGAAAUCUCCAGCUGGGAAUUUCAUCACUGCUGAGCACCACAGAGCCGAGAAGCAUCUCUGUCGGUUCUCAGUAUCUCUGCCCUCUGCACUUCUACAACAGUUUGAACUGAGAGGGGAGCUCUGGUCAAGCAAGAGCAGAUCAUUGGUUCAGUGCAAGGGCUGGGAAGGCCCUGUCACCUGCAUUAUGGCAGAGUCCAUGCACCCUGGGCCCACCAGCCUCCAGCUUCCAGGUGAGGAUGCAUCUGUGUCUACGUCACAUUCCAGCUCUCCGACUCCUUCCAGGAACGACUGCAGCAUUGCCCCCAUCACCCCCUCCCCAUCUCCGAGGACUGAGUUGAGACCACGACCUCCCCGGCCGUUCUCUGUAGUAGUGGCUAUUGAUUUUGGCACCACCUCUAGUGGUUAUGCCUUCAGUUUCACAGAUGACCCUGAAGCCAUUCAUAUGAUGAGGCGAUGGGAAGGUGGGGAUCCCGGUGUGGCCAAUCAGAAGAGCCCGACAUGCCUGCUGCUGACCCCAGACCUGCGUUUUCACAGUUUUGGCUUUGCGGCACGAGACAGUUACCACGACCUGGAUCCAGAGGAGGCUCGGCACUGGCUCUACUUCGACAAGUUCAAGAUGAAGAUCCACAGCACCAGUGACCUUACCAUGGUGACAGAACUGGAGUCAGUGAGCGGGCAGAGAGUUCGGGCCAUUGAGGUCUUUGCGCACGCUUUAAGGUUUUUCCGGGAACAUGCUUUGAAGGAGAUGAAGGACCAGUCUUCGUCACUGCUGCAGAGGGAUGAGGUGCGAUGGGUCAUCACAGUUCCAGCUGUGUGGAGGCAACCAGCCAAGCAGUUUAUGAGGGAGGCUGCUUACCUGGCAGGUCUGGUGUCUCCAGACUCUCAUGAACAGCUGCUCAUUGCCCUUGAGCCAGAAGCUGCCUCCAUUUACUGCAGGAAGCUCCGCCUACACCAGCUCAUUGAUCUCAGCCAACGACCAAUAACCAACAGCCUAGACCAGGAUGGGUCCCGCCCCUUCGACUCUAGCUUUAGGCAAGCACGCGAACAGCUUCGCAGGGCCAGGCACAGCCGAACAUUCCUUGUAGAGAGUGGAACUGGGGAACUGUGGUCAGAAAUGCAGACAGGUGACAAGUACAUGGUGGCAGACUGUGGAGGCGGGACAGUGGACCUGACUGUCCAUCAGAUUGAGCAGGGACAGGGGACGCUGAAGGAGCUAUACAAAGCCUCAGGGGGGCCCUACGGCGCAGUAGGUGUAGACCUUGCCUUUGAGGCCAUGCUGUGCAGGAUAUUCGGGACUGAUUUCAUCAAAACAUUUAAAGCCAAGCGUCCGGCUGCUUGGGUGGACCUGACCAUCGCCUUCGAAGCACGCAAGCGGACCGCGGCUCCAGGAAGGGUGGCGGCCCUCAACAUCUCCCUGCCCUUCUCUUUCAUCGAUUUCUACAAGAGACACUGUGGGCAUAGCGUGGAGACAGCACUGCGCAGGAGCAAAGUGAAUAUAGUGAAAUGGUCUUCUCAAGGGAUGCUGAGACUCACAACAGAGGCCAUGAACGAGCUGUUCCAGCCAACCAUAAACAACAUCAUCAGACACAUUGAGGACCUUAUGCAGAAAGAGGAAGUUAAAGGUGUGCGCUUCCUGUUCCUGGUGGGUGGCUUCGCAGAGUCGCCAAUGCUCCAGCGAGCAGUCCAGAAUGCACUGGGCCACCACUGCCGCAUUAUCAUCCCCCAGGACGUGGGUCUGACCAUCCUGAAGGGGGCAGUGCUGUUCGGGUUGGACCCCACCGUGGUGCGCGUCCGCCGCUGCCCAUUAACGUAUGGCGUCGGGGUCCUAAACCGCUUUGUCGAAGGCCGUCAUCCACGCGAGAAACUGCUCAUCAAAGACGGCCGCGAGUGGUGCACCGACAUACUGGAUCGCUUUGUGUCUGUUGACCAGUCGGUGGCUUUGGGCGAGGUGGUUAGGCGGAGCUACACGCCUGCGCGGCUGGGCCAGAGGAAGAUCAUCAUCAACAUCUACUGCAGCAACACCGAUGACGUAGUGUACAUUACAGACCCCGGGGUCAGGAAGUGUGGCGCUAUCACUCUGGACCUGCCCGAGCCAAGCGCGGCCGCAGCUUGCAGCAGCGCCAACGACAGCGCUGGCGAGCGCAGGGAGAUACGGGCCGCCAUGCAGUUUGGAGACACCGAGAUCAAGGUGACGGCUGUUGAUGUGGCGACCGGGCGACAGAUGCGAGCUUCCAUUGACUUCCUGUCAAUGUAACGGAACCUCUGGCACUGAGAUGCGACAGUAAUGAAAAGGACUGGCCACAGGAGCGAUUUACUGCCUAUCCAUACGGGGUCCUAAGUGAAUGUCCGAAAAAUGUUAGUUUAUUAUUAAAAUUGUUUUAUUAUAGGAAGGCACUCAGAAUUUAUUUUUGUAAAGUUUACUAUAACUGAGAAUUAAUACUAUGCAACAUGUUCACGCCUUUCAUGACUUAAACAGCUGGUUUUUCCCCUUCAAUCCACUCAACGGGUGCGACAGACGCCACCCAGUGGCUACAGGACAAAUCGCCCGUUUUAAAAUACUGUUAUGACACAAAAAUGUCAAUGGGAGUAAGUCAAAUGUUGUUAGUUCAGCCUAAGCUGGAAACGGAGGUAUACAACUCCCCUAUUUAUAUUAAGCAUAUUAGAUUUGUAAGAUUUGUAGGGUGAAUUGUAACUGGAUUUCAUCUAUAACAUAACUUAUAUUGAAGUAGUAAACAAAAUUAUGCUAUGCAUUCAUUUUGAAUACGUGACUAAUGCAAAUUAUAAACAGAUCACUAAUCUUUUCCCUUUCUAGUAUUCUUCCUCCCUAAAACUAUUUCACUGAUAGAAUUGGGCAGAUACCCUCAUCCAGUGACUUUGUAUUUGUCAGUAUGACAGCACAUAUCCUCUUUAGACAUGAACCCAUGACCUUGGCAACAUUGGCACCUCGCUCUACUCCGUAAGCUACAGGAGCACAUGCUGAGGUGUGCUGACUGCAUCUCUGAGUCAUGCAAUUAAAUAUAACACAGUAUGACUCCUAAAAAACAAUUAGCAACACUCUGCAGUCAUUUAAUCCUACAAAAACCAAAAGAACAAAAAGGAAGCAGAUGAAGUGUACAAGGAUUUAAUGUGAAAGGAUUUUAAUGGUCCAAUAAAUUAGUUCCACUACUGACCACUGUAGACCAUUAGGGGAACAUACUGGAGUCCAACAUCAGUGCUUCAACAAACCAAAACACACACGCUCAUCUGUCAACACACGUGUGCAAGUCAUCUCAGACUAUUACAAACUGCACCUAUCCAACCAGUUAAAAUCCUGCUUUACUUUCAAACCCCAUAACAAAAUGAUCACCAGUGCACUAAGCACAGCGAUAUGUCUCAUGUUCCACGGCUUGUAACAAAUGAGUGUAAGAGGAGGACAUUUAGA
Messenger RNA from Electrophorus electricus (electric eel), 3636 nucleotides. It is a transcript of the gene hspa12b, whose product is annotated as heat shock protein 12B. The record is from RefSeq and is a predicted model, not a curated record. Lineage: Eukaryota; Metazoa; Chordata; Actinopteri; Gymnotiformes; Gymnotidae.